Messenger RNA from Recurvomyces mirabilis, 699 nucleotides. RefSeq lists its product as uncharacterized. Lineage: Eukaryota; Fungi; Ascomycota; Dothideomycetes; Mycosphaerellales; Teratosphaeriaceae. The record is from RefSeq and is a predicted model, not a curated record. The coding region runs from base 1 to 699 and encodes 232 amino acids. The transcript is spliced from 2 exons.
AUGGCGUCCUACGAUGCACCAAGAGCUGUCUUCCUACACUCCCAAGACAAGCUGAAUGGCAGAUAUGGCGAUGGAGCCGUACAAUCAGCUCUCGAAGGCUUGCACCAAGACGGCUUGCUUGUCCUGAAAGGAGUCGUCGAUAUUGCUCAUGUCGACCAUCUCAGGCACGUCAUGACUGCUGAAGGACAGGAGAUCCUGCGUAGUGAGCAGCGCGCCGGUCUUUAUAACCAGGGAGUCAAGUCCAAUAUCUUGCAGAAUCCGCCCGUGGCCCAACGAGACUGCCUGUACGAUGAUGUGUUCUUCAACCCCUACGUCGUCCAAAUAGCCAACGCAUACUUGGGUUCCACACCCACUACGAAUUUCAUGACCGCCAAUAACGCUUUGGCUGAAACUUCUGGUCUCCGGCAGCCUGUACAUAAAGACAUAACCUUCAACCACCCGACGUGUCCUUUCUACUUCAUCGCUAAUAUCGUUCUUUCUGACUUCUCGGUUGAGAACGGGGCCACGGAGUUCUGGCUUGGUACUCAUGCACAUACCGUUGCCGACGACCAGGUGCCGUGCACAGUGUCGACCCGAGUUCGCGAUCAAAAUGUCGGCGAGCCGUCGUGUAACGUGCGCCCGGAAGUUGUCGAGGAGCGAAGGAAAGUGAGGCCACCGAUACAGGCCCUCUGCAAGAAAGGCGACGUUGUCAUUCGGUAG